AUGACGGCAAUCUUGAAAAUUUGUAGCCUGCUUUCUUUGCUCAUGACUCGAGAGGGCCUCUUAACCUCUCAAGGAAACAGAGGGCCUCUUAGCUCCUGAGCACCACCGCUUGCACCUGUUGCCUUCUCUACCCACAGCACAGCAAUGGCUACUCUGUCCCUUCCCUCGGCAAAGCAGACGACCACGGGUGAGCACCGAGAGACGAAAGAGCUCCGAAAGGGGCGUCUCGUUUUGUUCGUGCUGCUUACCGCUUACUCCGGCCUGUUGAUGUACCUCUUGUGGGGCGACUUGGUGUCCGUGGCCUCCGUCCAGGUGACCUACGUCGGCGUCGGCCUCCUGCUCUGCAGGCUCUCCGGAUGCUGGGAGCAGAGAAGAAACGACGACGGAGGAAGACGGUGGCAGCUGGACGCCGUCCUCUGGCUCGUCUUCCUGUCGUCUGGGGUCCUUCAGGUAUCCAGGUUGGCGCGAACCGCGGCGUCCUCGACGUCGGUGCCGAUGCUUCUGGCGGCCGUGGGCGCGGCUGCUCUCGGGGUCGGAGGCUGCUGCGCGUACCUGCUUCACCGACGUAGCUGGUCGAAGCAGCAGCGCCAGGAACUAAUCUUCAUGCCGCUUAGGCAGGAUCCGCGCAGUUGAUUGGAUAUCUCGCGUCUCCACUGCAAUUGAGAUAUAGGGUGUACUUUAUCGAGAGAUGGCGGGUUGUUCAGGAUGUAACAGUAACUAGGUGGUUCCCCGCUCAUUUCCGUGGGAAUACAAAAUUCCAAUUUCAAAUAAGUUUGCUAUAUGAAAAAAAAAUAGGCUGUAAAAGGGAAUCAGAACUGCAUGAUUUUAACGC
Molecule: messenger RNA, 832 nt
Organism: Sorghum bicolor (sorghum)
Lineage: Eukaryota; Viridiplantae; Streptophyta; Magnoliopsida; Poales; Poaceae
Exons: 2
Coding region: 145-633 (162 amino acids)
Source: RefSeq, a predicted model, not a curated record